ACAACUAAAAAGGAACGACACCGUAUCGCAUCCUCAUUUAAGAAAAACCCAAACGGCCAAAUCCAGGUUUUGGCUCAGACGACCAGAGGAAGAGCACCGACGAUGGCGUGGACACGAUUGAUUCAGAGCGCGAGAGCAGCUCUAGGGACAGCGCAAUCGUGCUCGACUCUUGGCCUCCCUAGAUUCCACUCCUCCAAACCAGCCACUUAUUUCGUGAAGGUAGGGAUUCCAGAGUUUCUAGGUGGGAUUGGAAGAGGAGCUGAGACUCACAUUGCCAAAAUUGAAACUGAGAUUGGUGACCUUCAUAAGCUUCUUGUGACGCGUACUCUCAGACUCAAGAAACUUGGCAUUCCUUGCAAACAUAGGAAACUGAUACUGAAGUAUGGCCAGAAAUACAGGUUAGGGCUAUGGAAACCUAGAGCUGACGCUAUUAAGGCCUGAUCAAGUCUCUAUGUUGUAACUGUGAGUCUCUCGACUGCCGGAAUAAGCUCUAGUACUUGAAUGAUCAUUGUCAAACCAGUUCAGUAUUGGACAAAAUAGACAGUAGAAGUAAUGUUGGUUUUGAUGUUUGAGAAACAAACCUAGUGACAUUUUCCUUGUUAAAUGUAACAGUUUUUUUUCUCCAUUGGUCUAGAUUGAAAGUGUGUUUUACCUUGAGAAACCUAUAGAUGUAGUAACUUUUCUCUAUAUAUAUGAAAGUGGCUUCUAAUAAGCCUCCUCUCUA
Messenger RNA from Arabidopsis thaliana (thale cress), 724 nucleotides. Its product is annotated as IGR motif protein. The record is from RefSeq and is marked reviewed. Bases 103 to 441 code for a protein of 112 amino acids. The transcript has 4 exons. NCBI's taxonomy places the organism in Eukaryota, Viridiplantae, Streptophyta, Magnoliopsida, Brassicales, Brassicaceae.